This is a messenger RNA of Triticum turgidum subsp. durum (durum wheat), 1116 nucleotides long. Lineage: Eukaryota; Viridiplantae; Streptophyta; Magnoliopsida; Poales; Poaceae. The record is from the annotation of a GenBank genome assembly.
AUGGAGAUCAUCACCAAGCGCCCCAGGGAGAGGCGGGGCAAUGCCGCCGACGGCGAGCCGCUCCCGCAGCUGCUCGACUCGCCGCUCCCCACGCCGCGCCGCUCGUGCGCCUCCGCGGACGCGCCCGGCAGCAGCCUGCGGUGCGCCGCCUCGCCGCUGCGCACGCAGGUGCCCUUCUCCUGGGAGAGCUCCCCUGGCGUGCCCAAGAGCGGCAGGGACACGCGGGAGGAGACGAUGCCGCCGCCCAAGCUGCCGCCCGGGCGCUGGCCACCGCAGUGCCCCACGAGGACGAACUGGUGCUACGGCAACGGGAGCGAGGCCAGCAGCGACGACUGCGACGCGUCGUCCUUCUCCGACGCCCUGGAUAGGACGUCCUCCUCGCCCGCGCGGAUCGGCUCCUUCGACCGGGUCACGUCCAAGCGCUUCGAGGACAUCUUCCUCGGCCGCGCCGAGAGCUUCGCCAAGGACCGGUCCCACUCCUCCCGCCACGCGCCCACGGGCGAGCCCAGCGCCGUCGUCGCCGCGUCGUCGUCCUCGGCGAGACACACGAAGCACUGGCGUCGACGCGGCAGCUCGCGCCCCCACGAUGACGACGACGGGGAGUGGCCGAAGAGCAACGACCCCGUGAAGGUCAUGCCGCGCGUCGAGCAGAUGUCCCCGAGAGCAUGCGGGCUCAUGGUGUUCUUCCCAUGGAGCGCGAAGCGGGCGGCCUGCGGGUUCAAGAGCCCGUCGACGACGCGUCACUCCGUCGCCGUUGAUCAUUCGCCCUCCCGCGGCCGCAGCAACCCCACCCUGCGCGACGCUCUGCAGGAGGACAACAAGACCGACGACAUGGACGUGCAAGACCCACCGCCGCAGCCGCGCGGGGAGAAGAGGAGCCGCGCGGAAUGGCAGGGCCGCGGGUGGGGCGUCUCGUCGCUGCUCGACACGAGCAAAAGGUACUGCACCGACGCACGGAAGGCCCUGAGCAAGCUAUCCAUCGGAUUGGGCGCUGACAGUGGCAGCGCGAGAGUUGGCAGGGAAAGGAGGAGCGGCACGCAGGAUGCCACGUCCACAACGACGACCGCGCCCGUCGUCGGCGCCAAGCUGACGAAACUCAACUCUAACAGAAAUUAA